CUCUAUCCGGGCAGGGGGUAGGGCAUCGUUCCCAACACCUUCCUCGCCAUCAUCCCCCUCCUCCUCCUCCUCCUCCCGGGGCCGGCGGGCGGGGCCCCAGUGCGCCCAGCGCGGGGCAACAACUCACAGGGCGCCAGGACCGGACCGCCCCCGGCUCCCCCGGGGUGGGGGCGGAGCGCAGCGCUCAGCACAGCGUGGCAGCACCAGCAGCGGCCCCCCCGCUCCUCUAGCAACCGAUUGGAGCCAAAGCGACGGGAUUCUCCCCCUUCCGAGCCCGCCCGCGGCUCCCCGGGAGGAUAGCACAGCCCCUCCAGCGGGGCAGCCUGGAAGCCAGCUAUGAAGACCUACAGUCUGUUUCUCCUACUCCUGUGGAGUGCCAAGGCUGCCAAAAUUGUCAUCGUGCCGCCUAUCAUGUUUGAGAGCCAUAUGUACAUUUUCAUGACUCUAGCUUCGGCCUUGCAUGAGAGAGGCCAUCAGACGGUGUUCCUCCUCUCCGAGGGCCGUAACAUCCCUGCCUCGAGUCACUACCGAAUCCAACGCUAUCCAGGAAUCUUUAACAGCACCACCUCAGAUGCGUUUCUCCAGUCCAAAAUGCGGAACAUUUUCUCCGGGAGCUUGACGGUCCUGGAGCUGUUUGACAUUUUGGACCACUAUUCCAAGAACUGUGAUGUGAUGGUGGGGAACCAGGCCUUGAUGCAGAGCCUGAAGAAGGAGAAGUUUGACCUGCUGCUGGUGGAUCCCAAUGAGAUGUGUGGGUUUGUCAUAGCUCAUCUUUUAGGGGUCAAGUAUGCUGUCUUUUCGACCGGCCUUUGGUAUCCGGCUGAGGUGGGGGCUCCUGCUCCCUUGUCCUAUGUUCCUGAAUUUAACUCACUCCUAACAGACCACAUGAACUUGCUCGAGAGGAUAAAAAACACCGGCGUUUACCUCUUUUCCCGAUUGAUGGUCAGGUUUGUGGCUCUUCCAAAGUACGAGAGGAUAGUGCAGAAAUACAGCCUGCAGCCAGAGAGGUCUAUGUACGACUUGGUGCACAGCUCCAGCCUGUGGAUGCUCUGUACUGAUGUAGCCCUGGAGUUUCCGAGACCCACGCUGCCUAAUGUCGUGUACGUGGGAGGAAUCCUAACCAGACCAGCCAGCCAACUGCCAGAAGAUCUCCAAAGAUGGGUAAAUGGUGCUAAUGAACGCGGCUUCAUCCUGGUCUCUUUUGGAGCCGGAGUGAAGUAUCUGGCGGAUGAUAUUGCAACCAAGCUAGCAGGGGCGUUGGCGAGGCUGCCUCAGAAGGUGAUUUGGAGGUUUUCUGGAAUCAAGCCAAGGAAUCUAGGAAACAACACAAAACUCAUAGAAUGGUUACCACAAAAUGAUCUUCUUGGGCACUCCAAUAUUAAAGCUUUCCUUAGCCAUGGUGGCUUGAACAGUAUUUUUGAAACAAUGUACCAUAGUGUGCCUGUAGUGGGAAUUCCACUCUUUGGAGAUCAUUACGAUACUAUGACUCGAGUUCAGGCCAAAGGCAUGGGGAUAUUACUUGAGUGGAAGACCUUUUCAGAAAGAGACUUGUACGAAGCCCUCAUGAAAGUGAUUAAUGAUCCCAGCUACAGGCUCCGGGCGCAGAAGCUGUCUGAAAUUCACAAGGAUCAGCCUGGUCACCCCGUCAAUCGGACCGUCUAUUGGAUCGAAUACAUUCUCCGGCACAAUGGGGCCCACCAUCUCCAGGCCGCUGUUUACCGUAUUUCUUUCUAUCAGUACUUUUUACUGGAUGUUGCCUUUGUUCUGUGUGUCGGUGCUGCCUUACUCUACUUCCUAAUGUCCUGGAGCGUGAGAUUUAUCUACAGACAAAGCAAACAUCUCUGGGCUAGCAGGGAGCACAGUGCUGUAAAUGGACAUUACCACAAUGGGAUUCCAAAUGGCAAAUUCAAAAGAAAUGGCCGCAUUAAACAUGAAAAGAAGGUGAAAUGAGCCAGCUGUCCUCACCUGAUAUAAACAAGAGCUGAUCAAGAAAUUGAAUUUUAUUGUUGUAACUUGGAUCUAACAACUACUUAAAGUAAAAACUCAGUAAACAGUUCUAACAUUCCCCUAUAUAAUCUUACGGGAUCAAGAUGUCUUAAAAACGGAAAAAAAAGCACAAGCUUAAAAUGCAAAAAUGUGUUUUAUUCCUAAUGGUGAUGCAGAGAGUAAUUUUGGCACCAAUUUUUAGAAGUCUAAAUUCUUUACAUCAGUUUAUGACCUAGUGGUUCUUAGUUUUAAAAUCUGAAUGCAUGUGUCCCAGGGCACAAACGUUACUUUUUGUUCAGUAAGGUGUUUUUUAUACAUCUUUUGGUUAAGAGGAUUUUAGUUAGCUGCAGUUGCAUGAUAAAUUAGUUGGAGGUCCAUCACUUAAGAAUGAAAGUUCUGUUUUCUGCUGGACUUGUCAACCGGUGUUUAAUGUGUUUAGAUUCAGGAUGCUCUGCAGAGGACAUUUUCUCUUAAAAAAAAAAAAAAAAAAAGAAAAAGAAAAAAAAAAGCCAAACAAAAUCCCCAAAAAACUGAGUUGUAAAGAAGAAAUCAGUUUUUUUAAAGCCCCAUUUUUUCUCUUAAGAGACUGUAUGCACUCUUUUGGUCUCUGCUAUUGAGAAAAUGAAAUUAAAUUUGUCCACAAGAUUAGUCCACCUUUUUAAUGUACACAUUUUACUUCCCCAACCCCCUUUCCUUUCUUCUUCCACUGGCAGCAUUUUAUAGGAUUUUAAAAAUUAUUUCAACAAGUAGUGGGGCUGGGUUGAAAAAACAUUAUUAAUAAGAAGAAAGUGUCUCUAGAGACACAGUCCUUCCACUAAAGAAUGACUGGCCCCGUAGAACUAAGCCACAUAGGUUUGGGGGUCAUCAGAACUUGUUUCAUGGAUUUCCUGUCUUAUGUUGUUUACCUAAAUGUUACAGAUGUUCUCUUUCAACAGUUCUAUCCUGAAAAAAAAAAUGCAGUAUCUUCUACGAUCCUUCUCUGGUCUGGGCCACACAAACCCGGUUGCCAACACAGAAUUCUCUCAAAGUGGAAUAGCAACAGUUCAUUAUUCCUUGAUGGUGAGAGGUUUGAGAUCAGUCAGGACCUCAGACCAAGGGUAACAUCUGUAAAGAUCAUAGAGUGUAUAUGUUUCCCUUCACCACGGGUCCCCCAUUCCUUCUCUCCCUACCUGCCCCAGUAGCCAUCUCUUUCAAUCAUUGUGGCUGACAUGGGACACUGACAGUAUUGCUUUGGAAGUGGAGAAUGCAGGACGUGAGACCCUAACAAAAUCAGGACCAUCCUUCUGUUGGCAUCUCUGAGUUUUAUUUCCUUGUCAUUCUGUUUACCUGGAAUUUGCACUACACAUGUUGAGUGUAUGCUUUAUUUAUUUGUCGUUUGAAAUCCCAUGUCUGGCAGUGGAGGGAAGAAAAACCAACCCUUUAUCUAGUGUUGUUCACUAACACGGGAAGCAUUGUGCAAAAUUAUGAGGUGCUUAAAAUCCUCCUCAUACACAGUGAUGUAAUAUUUCAUUGCUAGCCCACCAGGAGCCACUUUUUUGUAGUAAUAAUUGAUGUCACAAAUAGGUGUCUAAUGUACAGUGCAGACAGAUGUACUGCUUUCUGAAUACUUGAACAAACGGAACUCUAAGCCUAUAAGUUAUACCUUUUUACAAUCUUAUACGAUGUGGCAAGCUAGGGACCCUGAGUACAGGCAAUGAAAGGUGUGGCAGUAACAAGACUUAGUGUAUGAAUGAGUUGGUUUUACUGUUCUUGGUUUAGAAGAAAGUUGGUAGCAAAAGCACUGAUCAAAUGAUUAAGCCUAAGUUAAUCUCCACUGUGAUAAAAACUUAAACAAUAAACAUGGAUUUAAUAGAGAAA
Molecule: messenger RNA, 3843 nt
Organism: Tachyglossus aculeatus (Australian echidna)
Lineage: Eukaryota; Metazoa; Chordata; Mammalia; Monotremata; Tachyglossidae
Gene: UGT8
Product: UDP glycosyltransferase 8
Exons: 6
Coding region: 337-1950 (537 amino acids)
Molecular function (GO): UDP-glycosyltransferase activity
Source: RefSeq, a predicted model, not a curated record